Zymoseptoria tritici IPO323 is the source of this 768-nucleotide messenger RNA. It is a transcript of the gene MgPTP5, whose product is annotated as tyrosine protein phosphatase 5. The transcript is spliced from 3 exons. The record is from RefSeq and is a predicted model, not a curated record. Gene Ontology annotation, molecular function: phosphoprotein phosphatase activity. Bases 1 to 768 code for a protein of 255 amino acids. Gene Ontology annotation, biological process: dephosphorylation. Lineage: Eukaryota; Fungi; Ascomycota; Dothideomycetes; Mycosphaerellales; Mycosphaerellaceae.
AUGGCUACCGAACUCCCAUCACCACCCUUUGUAGAGGUUCCCGGAAUCCACAACUUUCGUGACAUCUCCGACGGGAGCCAUGUCAAGACCGGCCUCGUCUUCCGAUCCGCAGAUCCGACAAAGGCUACGGAAGAUGGUCUCAAAAAGAUGAGUUCGGAUCUAGGGAUAAAGAAAAUCUUCGACCUCCGAUCUCACCAAGAGAUUCAACGCGAUGGCCCUGAAUGGGCGGGCGUCGAGCGUGAAUGGGUGCCUGUCUUCGCGACGCAGGACUAUGGUCCCGAACAAGUCGCCGUCCGCUACAAGCACUACACUUCCGGCCACCCCGAUGGCUUCGUCACCGCCUACCGCGAUAUCCUGAAGGCAGGUCCUUCUGCGUACGGCAAGAUCUUCCGCCAUCUCGCACAACCCGAACCGACACCAUGUCUGGUCCACUGUACGGCGGGUAAAGACAGGACAGGAGUGCUUGUGGCAUUGCUCUUCUUGCUUGUUGACGUGCCGAAAGAGGCGAUCAGCCAAGAGUACAGCUUGACAGACCAAGGCCUGGCACCGCUGAAGCCACUCUUCAUCGAGAGGCUGCUGAAGAAUCCAGCUUUGGAAGGCAACAGGGAUGGAGUGCUGAAUAUGGUCUCCAGUAAGAAGGAGAACAUGGACGGCACGAUUGAUAUGAUCUUGAAGGAGCACAAGAGCGCGGAAGAGUAUAUGAGGACACAAUGCAAGUUGAGCGAUGCGGAGAUUGAGCAAUUGAGGAAGAACUUGCGGAAGGCGUAG